Messenger RNA from Anolis carolinensis (green anole), 1191 nucleotides. It is a transcript of the gene cbx3, whose product is annotated as chromobox 3. Gene Ontology annotation, biological process: negative regulation of transcription by RNA polymerase II; chromatin organization. NCBI's taxonomy places the organism in Eukaryota, Metazoa, Chordata, Lepidosauria, Squamata, Anolidae. The record is from RefSeq and is a predicted model, not a curated record. The transcript is spliced from 6 exons. Gene Ontology annotation, molecular function: chromatin binding. The coding region runs from base 159 to 713 and encodes 184 amino acids. Gene Ontology annotation, cellular component: nucleus; pericentric heterochromatin.
GGAAAAUGGGCGGGGCUUCUCCACCGGCCACGCCUCCUUUCCCUCGCGGCGGCGGCGUCUCCUUCUUACCAGAGCGCGCCGGGAGCCAACAGACUUCGGAGGAGGCGAGCAGACGCUGGGCCGCUAUUGAAUAAAAGCUCAGCAAGUCUGCAAUAAAAAUGGCCACCAAUAAAUCUACAUUGCAUAAAAUGGGGAAGAAACAGAACGGCAAAGGUAAAAAGGUUGAAGAAGCAGAACCUGAAGAAUUUGUUGUGGAAAAAGUCCUGGACCGGCGUGUAGUUAAUGGCAAGGUUGAGUACUUCUUGAAGUGGAAAGGAUUUACUGAUGCUGAUAAUACUUGGGAACCUGAAGAAAAUUUAGAUUGUCCAGAGCUAAUAGAAGCUUUCUUGAACUCUCAGAAAGCUGGUAAAGAGAAAACAGAGGGUGGCAAAAGAAAAUCUCUUUCAGAUAGUGAAACUGAUGACAGCAAAGCAAAGAAAAAAAGGGAAUCUGUUGAUAAGCCCAGGGGUUUUGCAAGAGGACUAGAUCCCGAGCGAAUAAUUGGAGCCACAGAUAGCAGUGGAGAACUUAUGUUUCUCAUGAAAUGGAAAGACUCUGAUGAAGCAGACCUCGUGCUGGCCAAAGAGGCAAAUGUAAAAUGUCCUCAAAUCGUCAUUGCUUUUUAUGAAGAACGGCUAACUUGGCACUCUUGCCCAGAAGAUGAAGCACAAUAAUUAUUUGAGUCCCCCAUUCCUUUUUAUAUAUAAAUAUAUAUGGUUUUGACUUACCAGAAAUGUGGGAAGCUAUUCUAAUCAAACGAGUUUGCUUAUUUUUGAAGUAAUGUGUUUUGCAUAAAGAGAAGCGAUAAGCGAUCUGUGCUAUUUGUUUUCUUUAUUACAGGAGAGCAUUUGAUACUGCUUCCUGCAUCUUAGGUAAAGUGUUUUAUAAAAAAAACCUUGCUAGUUAAUAGUAAUUCUUAAUGGCAAUUUAUUCAAAUGCAAAAGCUUUUUUGUAACCCAGUAUACAGCAAAUUUGCAUGCAUCUUUCUCCCUAUUUAGUUCUCUGAAAUCUGUAAUAUUCUUUCUAGUAUUUGUGGUUUCUUGGUUCUAAGGGGACCAGGUUAAAACUUUGUAGUAAGUUGAAAGUGCAAUGUAUAUUGUUUACUUUAUUGUAAAUACUGGUGAGUUAUCAAUAAAAUAGUUUUAUAUUUUU